Fusarium sp. VM40 is the source of this 459-nucleotide messenger RNA. NCBI's taxonomy places the organism in Eukaryota, Fungi, Ascomycota, Sordariomycetes, Hypocreales, Nectriaceae. The record is from the annotation of a GenBank genome assembly.
AUGCGUUACUCUUACACUCUCAUUGCCUUUGCCGCUACGGCUCUGGCUCUUCCCACUGCCAAGCCUGCAGAUGAUGGCUCUUGGCAACCUGGCAAAUACGAGGGCGGUGAUACCGGCAAGGAUGACGGAAAGUGGUCUCCUGGAAAGUAUGAGGGUCCUGGAACCAGCUUCGACGACGGCCAAUACCAUGCCAAGGAGAAGCGUGAGGACGAUGGCAGCUGGUCUCCUGGCAAAUACGAGGGUGGUGACACCGGCCGUGAUGAUGGCAAGUGGGAAGCUGGCAAAUAUGAAGGCGGAGAGACUGGCUUCGACGAUGGUCAAUACCACCCCGAGAAGGACAGCAAGAAGGAGAAGCGUGAGGAUGACGGCAAAUGGUAUCCUGGAAAGUAUGAGGGUAAGCCUCAGACCAAGUACGAUGACGGAAAAUGGUACCCCGGAAAGUACCCUGGCAAGGAGUAA